CUUUGGCAUCAGAGAAGAAACAGAUUAGAUAAGCGACGCGCACGUACACUUUCUCUUUCUUUCAGCAUCUUUCCUGGCUUCCUACCAACACCAACCUUUCCCUUCCAUCUUAUUUGUCUUGCUUUUCAAGCGGCCAUGGAUCAAAUCUCCGCCGUGGACUUAUUGUCCCAUGACUCGACGCAAAAGGCGGCAACAGCAGGUGACCCGAUUUGCAACGGCGACAGCUCUGAUGACUGGGGCGAUUUUGUCGACUCAGACGAUGAAGGUGAUGUGGAAUUCGUUUGCGAGGAUGUCAGCCUGUAUCCGCGUGGGAUCUGCUACCCUCUCUCCAUCGGAGAGAUUAUCGCUGAUCGAUACCGCAUCAUCCAUAAAUUAGGCCAUGGUAGCUUUUCUACUGUCUGGAUGGCGCACGAUACGACCGAGAAGAUAGAUGUUGCCCUCAAGGUUCUGAUGCUAGGGAACUCAGAAGACCAUGAGUACCGGAUACAGAGCGAAAUCAUUGGCGCUGUCAAAGACUUGAAAUACUUGUUGGUCUAUCGCACAAGCUUCAUUCUUCCCAGUCCCCACGGCCAGCACCGAGUUAUGGUCUUUCCUAUGCAAGGACCAAAUAUCAGAAAUUACCCGCCGAAAAAGAAACCGCUUGCCACUCGUAUGUCGUUUGCGGUACAACUGCUACAAGCCUUGAAAGCACUACACGAGGCUGAGAUCGCGCACGCAGACCUCAAUACUGCCAAUAUAAUGUACAGCCUACGCCCUCUUGAGGAGGGCGGUACAACCGAAAAGUACAAGAAGAUUGGGCGACCAAGGAAGAUGAGUUUGUGGACUGAGCAGUGGAAGGAAGGCGAGCUUGUCAUGCCGAUGGAGCCCGAAGAGGAUCUCAUAGGAGAUACCAUCGUCCUUGGCGACUUUGGCUUAGCCCACAAAGCAGGAACUCCCGCCCAGAAGAUGCAGUCACCCGCUACAUACUGCGCCCCUGAGCGAGUACACAACACCAACCCGUCUUAUGGCUCUGACAUUUGGAGCUACAUGUGUAUCUUCUUUCAGUUGUACACAGGAACGUAUCUGUUUCAAGGUUGGGGUCACGCAUCAGUGGUGUCAUCUAUCGUUCGUACCCUUGGGCCCCUUCCAGUGUCUUGGAAGGGAACCUACCACGUCGGUGGCUCGGGUGAGGAUAAAUGGUAUGAUCAAAAUUGGCACACUGAUCCAGUCUUUGAUCUCAAGGAGAGGAUGACUCAGCUUUGUCCUGAUGUGAGUGCAAGUGAACGGGAGCUUGUUAUAUCCUUCUUACACCGUGGACUUUCAUAUCAACAUGAGAACCGCUUGACAGCCGCUCAGCUACUUGAAGAUGAUGCAUUCAAGGGAUUGAGAGAGAUCCAUGAUGUUUAACACUAGAAGAUACACCAUUUAAGAUAUUACACAAUGGCAAUAAUCUGAGCG
Molecule: messenger RNA, 1437 nt
Organism: Fusarium redolens
Lineage: Eukaryota; Fungi; Ascomycota; Sordariomycetes; Hypocreales; Nectriaceae
Product: kinase-like domain-containing protein
Exons: 3
Coding region: 136-1386 (416 amino acids)
Biological process (GO): protein phosphorylation
Molecular function (GO): ATP binding; protein kinase activity
Source: RefSeq, a predicted model, not a curated record